CUAUAGUAGUGAAGCGGAACGUCGAUGCAAAAUAGGUACUACACAUACAGCCUUGAGGCAGCAACUAUCCCUGGUGUGCAGGACCGUGAGACGCGAGUUCCGUUGAAUCUUGAGACAGCCCUAGCUGCGCUACAUGCAGCCCAUGAAAGGAUAAGAGAGCAAGAUGCUGAAAUUGCACAGUUGCGGAUGGCCGUCGCAGAAGUAGACCGCACGAACCAUUUCCUGGCUGCAGAGCUUGGACAAGCUCAACAACUGCUGCGCACUUUUGACCCACCAGUUGGCAUCUCUGGAGUGCUGCAGCAGGAAAUGCAAGUGAUUCAGAGGAAAUUCAUCACUCCUGAUGAGUCCAGCCACAGCGCACAGGCUUCAUCAUCGCGACAGUUUCAACCAGGAGAUCGAGUACCGUCACCCAGCUCGCUUCCAACACCAUUCCACUCCGGAGGUGCUUCCUCAAGCUCACAUUUGCAAAAGGUUGAGGACUUGCCAGAUGACGUACCCACACUUGGGUCUUCGGGCCACAGUCAAGGACAGUGCAAGCCUUGCUUCUACGUGUUCAGCAGAAAUGGUUGCAAGUUUGGCAGGUCUUGCAUGUACUGCCACCUCAACCAUGCCAGGCCAAAGAAAGAGCGACCACCAAAGCUGGUCCGACAAGAGUGCAAAGAACUUGCCAACCAGGUAUUUCGAAACACUCCGGUCGCAGCCACAGUGUGAUAGACAGUUGCAACAACGAGGAUUCAUAUGCCUACUGGGUAGUUGGUGUUUCAAGACAAUUUCAAAGAUCGAGCGAGUUCGAUUAUAUAAACUUCGUGGCUUCAUUGCUUUGUGGAUUUGUGUGGAGAUGCGCCGGGCGGUCUUUUGAGUCACGAUGGCGUCUUGUGAUGCAGUCCUUCGCAGGUGCGUUUGGUUUACGCUAUACUGGCGUUGAUUUUCCUCUUGCCUGUUCUCUAAGUCGACAAAGCGCUGAUCUCUAUACUCUACUGUAUCCGUCUAUGUUUGAUCUAUAUUCAAAUCUCGGUCGGCCUUGUCCGGAGCAUGAGUGGUCAGGUUCUCUAGAAGGCUCUUGUUUUCCUGGUCACAGGUUCAUCCAUUCUUGCAACCAUUAUCAAUUCCGUUUUCAAUAGUCACCAAGGUACACCUCUGCAGAUGCAGCAAUUUUAACCUAGAAGUUGAACGAUGCCGAGCUCGAUUGCUUCACGUUGUCUCGCACGAACUCAACUUCCCACUUUGCAUCACAUAGUACGCAAGGCAUCAGCCGAUCCAGAGGCGCAGAGCACUUGCUCCGGAGUUUUUACAGUCCCACCUACAAGACAUGAACUUACGCAUGAAUUGAUCUGUGCCAGUAAGAUAUCGGCACAAGACUCCGCAUUUUAUUGAUAUUUUUUCGCUGUCAGGGAAGGCUCAUGAGCAGACACGAGCUAUCCCGAGCGAGUCCUGUGACGACAAAGUAUGCUGCGUCCGUACUUCGAGCACUUGGCCGGCAGAAGGCAGAGCCCAUGGGGCCGGAAGCAAGGGAGUUCUAAGAGAUACUCUGUCUCUGAGUCUGGAUUUGAAGCCGAAGCAAUGCCUGUGUUGCGUAGGUGGCAGAGCUGAGGUGUCCCCCAAUCUGUUCCAAAAUUUCCAAAGGCAAAGGCCAGCUCUCAACAGGACUGCUUGGCCUCCUGGGGGGUCUUGGCAAAUUACGCAGAGUUCUUCAAGCGGGGCUUCAUGACUUGAUGCUAUUGCUUCAGCCUCAGUUAGAACAGCGAACUCAGCAGACUUAUGCUCGAGUUUAGUCAGCUUGCAGAGCUUUCAUGCC
Cladocopium goreaui is the source of this 1795-nucleotide messenger RNA. The record is from the annotation of a GenBank genome assembly. Lineage: Eukaryota; Dinophyceae; Suessiales; Symbiodiniaceae.